This is a messenger RNA of Betta splendens (Siamese fighting fish), 765 nucleotides long. RefSeq names its product mannose-P-dolichol utilization defect 1 protein-like. Lineage: Eukaryota; Metazoa; Chordata; Actinopteri; Anabantiformes; Osphronemidae. The transcript has 6 exons. Bases 109 to 765 code for a protein of 218 amino acids. Gene Ontology annotation, biological process: oligosaccharide biosynthetic process. The record is from RefSeq and is a predicted model, not a curated record.
CCUCUGAACGACAACACGCAGACAAGCCGGGGCUCCUCUUUAGCCGUAAACAACCUUUGUACGACUCCCCGUCUUCGCUCCGGGCUGCCUGCGCGUACUUGUCCCACCAUGGCCUCGUCUCCCGUCAGAGAGUUCCUGGUUACUUAUUUCAUGCCAGACAAAUGCUACGAGGAGCUCUUCGUCCGGCUCCACUUUCACGCGCCGUGCGUUAGGCUUGUGCUGACCAAAGCCGCCGGCUUUUGGAUGUUACUGGACGUGUUACUGGCUCAGCUUCCACAGCUGCUGAAGAUUCUGUGGAGUGGAAGCGCAGAGGGCCUGAGUCUGGUUUCUGUCAUCAUGCAGCUCUAUGCAUUGUCAUGUCCUGUUGUUUACGCCAUGGCCAACCACUUUCCACUCUUUGCCUGGGCUGAGAGGAUCCUCACACUGGCCCAGACACUUGUGAUUGUUUUCCUCAUCCUGCGUUAUCGUGGUGACACACUCAAAGGACUGCUGUUCGUCUUGGCCUACACGUGUGUAAUGUUCCUCCUCGGCUCCUAUGCAGCUGCAAAAGUCAUCUUAGCGAUGCACAGCUCCAGUGUGGCAGCCCUCAUCGCAAGCAAGGCUCUUCAGGCUGGAACAAAUUACUGUAACGGUCACACAGGACAACUGUCCAGUCUGUCUGUGUUUCUGACGUGGGCCGGCUCCCUGGGAGCCACCUUCACUUCUGUACAGGUGAGCGCGUCCAGAAUCACUCACACUGCUGCACUAAUGUACAGUUUACACUGA